AUGAGGUGGAAUAACAACACAUCUGGGUUUGUCCUUAGGAGGAUGGCCCAGUUAGUUUUUGAUGGCAGUAGGGCUGACAAAUGCUUCAAGGAUAAGGAUGUGAACUAUGUGGCAAAGGCUUUAUUAGAUUACUAUGGUGAGGCUGAUAUCAAUGCCAUAAUGCUUGAACCUGAGCACUACACAGCCCACUGCAAGGACCAUCCUAAGAAUGCUGAAUUCCUCAACACCCCAAUCAAGUUCUACACUGAGAUGGAGACCAUAUUUGGUUCUUCCAUGGCCACUAGUAGUGUUGCUGCUAAGAUUGAGGCCCAGGGCUUUACCACUGCUGUUGAUAUCAAAUAUAGCCCUGAUAUGGGUGAGGGCAGCAAGGCAACUGAGCUGCUCACUUCCAAUGUGGGAGUAAAGAGAAAGAGGGGUAAUUUCAGUGAGGAAGAGAUGCUGAUGAUGACUAACAUGACUGAUGCUGUCAACAACGUAGCCUCUACACUUAGAGAGACUAGGCCUGCACAUGUGGAUCCUGACCUCUAUCUUGUUGUGAUGGAGAUGCCUGGCUUCACCACUGAAGCUCUCAUUGUUAUCUACACCUACCUGCUGGAAAACAAGGCCCUAGGCAGGGGCUUUGUGAACAUGGCAAUAAGCCAUACGGACAUUUGGCUAAGGAACUACCUUGCCAAGAACUACUAUAUGUAG
Messenger RNA from Miscanthus lutarioriparius, 690 nucleotides. The record is from the annotation of a GenBank genome assembly. NCBI's taxonomy places the organism in Eukaryota, Viridiplantae, Streptophyta, Magnoliopsida, Poales, Poaceae.